CAAACGGCAUGUCGCAUCACUGGAGAUUUGCCUCCUUAUCCCAAACCAGAAGCUCGCUCACUGGUCAGGAAGCGCGAAACACUCCGGCCUCCACAGCUGAGUCGAAAAGCCAUGUUCCUCCUUCCCUCCACCUCCAAGCUUUGCUCUUUCCACCCUCCAAACUCUAUCCCUACGCGCCUACUCCCUUAUACUCGUCCCCAAACACUCCGAAUCCUCGGCGCCAAGAGGGCCGGCAAGCGGAGGUACCCGUCGGAGAAGAAGGAGCUGAAACUGAAGCAUAAGGAAAUCGCAGGGGACGUCAAGAACAAGUACGAGGGCAUCUGGAGGCUGUCCAAGCUCGGCGUCUCCGUCGACAAGGACCCGGGAAAGGACUUUCUCGGCGUCUCCGAUGGCUUGCUUGAACAGAUUGCCAAAGUGCUCGAAUUUCCGGUUCCUUCGAUGCUGCCGACGGAGGCGUUCACGGUGGUUCGGAAAUCUUUUGAUGCAAGGAAGAGGCUGAAAGAACCGAAAUUCGUAUACAUUGUGGAAAUGGAUGUCGACAAACUUCUGAGUCUCGAGCCUCGUGCUUGGGACUUCAUAUCUGAGUUGGAGCCGAAAGUUGGGCUAGUAGAACACAUGCCUGAAGCUAGAAAAUCUGGAGAUUUGAUCAAUAUAAUACAGGACUUUAAGAAAGUCCAUCAAGGUAUAGUUUCAAGAGGAAGUGGCAAUAACAGGAGCAAUGGGUCUGAAGGAUCACACGCGCAUCCCACAGCUACAAAACCGAAAAUUGCGGUGGUGGGUAGUGGACCAUCAGGGCUGUUUGCCGCCCUUGUUCUUGCAGAAUUUGGUGCAGAUGUUACGUUACUAGAAAGAGGUCAGCCCGUUGAACAGAGGGGCCGCGACAUUGGCGCUCUGAUUGUCCGCCGGAUGUUACAAACAGAAAGCAAUUUUUGCUUUGGGGAGGGUGGUGCAGGUACCUGGAGUGAUGGAAAGCUGGUGACAAGGAUUGGAAGAAACAGUGGCAGUGUUUUGGCGGUUAUGGAAACGUUAGUUCACUUUGGGGCUCCCGAAGGAAUCUUGGUUGAUGGAAAGCCUCAUCUGGGAACAGAUAGAUUGGUUCCAUUACUUCGCAAUUUUCGGCAACAUCUGCAACAGCUGGGUGUUACCAUAAAGUUUGGGACUAGGGUAGACGAUCUCCUUGUAGAUAAGGCACAAGUUGUAGGUGUCAAAGUUUCUGAUUCAGCUGACAGACAGUCUAAUAGUCAGAAAUGGGAAUAUGAUGCUGUUGUUCUAGCUGUUGGGCAUUCUGCACGCGAUUUUUACCAAACACUUCUAUCUCAUAACAUAGACUUGAUCCCGAAAGAUUUUGCUGUUGGCUUGCGUAUUGAGCAUCCUCAAGAAGUAGUAAACAGCUUACAGUAUUCUGGAUUGGCAACUGAGGUUCGCAGAGGACGUGGUAAAGUGCCAGUGGCAGAUUACAAGGUUGCCAAAUAUGUUAGUGGAAAGGAUGGGGAAGAACCUUCAGGGGCAACAAGUCGUAGUUGCUAUUCCUUUUGUAUGUGUCCUGGUGGUCAGGUUGUUCUCACUAGUACAAAUCCAUCUGAAAUCUGUAUCAAUGGCAUGUCAUUUUCUAAACGUGCGUCAAAGUGGGCAAAUGCUGCACUUGUUGUAACAGUCUCAGCGAAAGAUUUUGAUGUAUUGAAUCUCCGUGGACCUCUUGCUGGGGUUGAGUUUCAGAGGGAAUUUGAGCAAAGAGCAGCUAGAAUGGGCGGGGGAAAUUUUGUGGUGCCAGUGCAGACAGUUACGGAUUUUAUGGACAAUAAGUUGUCAGUGACUUCUGUGCCACCAUCAAGUUAUCGAUUAGGAGUGAAGGCAGCAAAUCUCCAUGAGAUUUUCCCCAUUCAUAUAACAGAGACAUUGCAGCAUUCACUCUCUGUGUUUGACAAAGAGUUACCAGGUUUUAUAUCCAAGGAGGCCCUUCUUCACGGAGUGGAGACUAGGACUAGCUCACCCAUCCAGAUUCCCCGCGACAAUGAUACUUAUGAGAGCACAUCGUUGAAAGGUCUCUACCCUGUUGGUGAAGGAGCAGGUUAUGCUGGAGGGAUUGUGAGUGCAGCUGUGGAUGGCAUGUACGCUGGUUUUGCAGUGGCAAAGAAUUUUGGUUUGUGUAAUGAAGGCAUCGAGUCAAUUUUGGGCAAGGCUCGGAGUGCUGGAUUUUUGGAGUACUAGAAGCAUAGUUGGUGUUUCUUAAAGUUGGUUCGGAGUGCCCAACAACACAAGCUCGAUCAUCUACAUUGGAGAGCUGAGCUCGAUAAGAUUUCCUGUUCCGUCAAUGAUUCAAACUCCUCAGUAGAGUAAUCCAAUUGAUGGGUUUGGAUGAAGAUUGUUGGAAGAACGCAGUUUUGACAUUUGCAUCCCAUCAGAGACUGGUUUAUAUAUGAUUUAAUUUGGAUAUAUUGCUAACAUGACAUUAACAUAGCUGGAUCUCUAGCCACGAGGCACAUUUCAAUCAAGCAACAUGAACUCGGGAAGAUUCCUGUAAGAUUUUGUAGAUCUGAAUAUAUCAGAUUACUUGAUCAGAAAGCUAACUAUUUGUUGUUUAUCAUGCUAUACAUUGUUUGUACACCCCCAGCCAAGUUUUAGUGUGGACUGUGGAGUUUGUUUUCUUGUUUUUUAA
Pyrus x bretschneideri (Chinese white pear) is the source of this 2656-nucleotide messenger RNA. RefSeq lists its product as uncharacterized. Gene Ontology annotation, molecular function: oxidoreductase activity. Lineage: Eukaryota; Viridiplantae; Streptophyta; Magnoliopsida; Rosales; Rosaceae. Bases 112 to 2208 code for a protein of 698 amino acids. The record is from RefSeq and is a predicted model, not a curated record. The transcript is spliced from 14 exons.